AAACUUAAAUCGCCAAGAAACCAAACCAAAACCACCGUGAAUUGAAUACACCAUCUUUCUUUCGCUGGCAAAACCCCCACCCAACCCCCUUUCCCUUCCUUCCUCAAUCGCAAUUCCGUCGCUUCAAAACGACGUCGUUUCCUUAAAAUAUUCAAUUAUCAAACCGCCUCGCUUCCCCUGUAAACUAAAUUCACUUUGCGAUGGCGAUGACAGUUGAAGGCUUGCUGGACUUGCCCUUAUGUUUUCUUCCAGUCUCCUUCUACAAAUCGUGGCUUGUGCAAUAUACAGCAACUGGUGGCCAAUGUUAUCAGCGCUCAUGUAUAUUUUGGUCCCUAUGCCAUGCAUGUUCUUUGGUGGAGGAUCCACAGAAUAUUUACUCAGCCGUGAAGGUGGAGGGUGGGUAGAUGCUGCCAAAUUUCUAACAGGUGCCUCAGCAGUAGGAAGCAUAGCCAUUCCGAUAAUCCUAAGACAUGCGCUUCUAAUCAGCACUGGAGCUAUGUUGAUUGAAUUUUUGUCGUUUUUCAUAUUUGUGGGUACCGUUAUGUGCUUUCAUCGUGCUAAUCUUGAAGACGAAUGGUGAUGAAAUCAUUUCAGGUUUCUGACAGACAAAGGCAAUGAAGAACCAAGUUAAAGAACAAUCAAGGUGCACAAGUUAGAAAGAACUAGUUCCUAUUAAUGUAAAGCUUAAACAAUUUGACUUAAUUUUGUUCACUCACAUUCUAAUGAACUACGUAGAGUUUUGUCUGGGCUGUUCAUGCAUACAAGUAAAUAACGAUGUGUGUUUCAUUUUGGUGGUGGUCUGACAUUAGUAAUCAGUAUAUGUAAAAUUUAAUGCCUGGGAUA
Erigeron canadensis is the source of this 843-nucleotide messenger RNA. Its product is annotated as vacuolar protein sorting-associated protein 55 homolog. The transcript has 5 exons. Gene Ontology annotation, cellular component: endosome. The coding region runs from base 239 to 580 and encodes 113 amino acids. Gene Ontology annotation, biological process: late endosome to vacuole transport via multivesicular body sorting pathway. Lineage: Eukaryota; Viridiplantae; Streptophyta; Magnoliopsida; Asterales; Asteraceae. The record is from RefSeq and is a predicted model, not a curated record.